AUGCUGGUUAAAAGGAAUGGUGUUGUCCAGAAUCAUCCAGAUAUGCCUUCUGCUUAUAAGGGGAGAGUCAGCAUGGAAGCAACUGCCACCCUAGUCAUCGAGAAAGUAACUCCCAGAGACAACACCCAAUACAGAUGCAAAUUAUUUGAUGGUAUCACUAAUCCAGAAAGUAAAAUUCAGCUUCUUGUGACAGGUAUGUGUUGAAAAAUGACAUUUGUUGUACUAGAUUGCUCACACAUCUUUUUCUAACAGUGUUAAACACACGUCAAUCGAAAUGCACGUUCUUAAGUACCGUUCGGUCUGGUCGGCAAGUGCACUUGUAAUGUGUAUAUACAUGACGUGAAACGUGUGCACAUGGACAUUGAUGAUAUGCGACACAAGUAGAAAUUUGUUUGCAGAAAGGAUGUUGUAGAUGGAAAGUGAAUGUCUUCAAGGAAGUUAUGGCUAGAGAAAGAAACAUUUACGGCUCAAUUGAUUUCGGAAUUCCACAAGUCGUUUUCAUUAAUACGCUUUAAUCAAAUGUCCUGAAAUAUGAACAAAAAACACAAUGGAAAAAAGCAUGAAAUCGAUGUUGAAUAUAUUCUCACGGCGGUGCAAUAGAUGCAGUUCAUGCCAAUAAAUGAGGAAAAAACUAUUUGCCGGAAUUCCAUGCAAAAUUAAAGCGUGUUCUUUUUUAGCUCUUUUUUUUUAAAUUAAAAAACCAGCAAGUCAAAUCGCAGCAGUGUUUUUGGAAAAUCAUCAGAGUAGGAAAUUGCAAUUUGUUUUCUUCUUGAUGUGUCGUUAAAAAUGUUUAUGGUUAUUCAUGAAAAUAAAUAGUGCCGAAAAUAAAUUUUUAUCCUUGGCACCAAGGAUAAAAAAAAUCUGUCUAUUUUGAUGUUGCAAGGUGAAUUUUUAUGAGUAUCGCAACUCUUACCCUGCGCUAGUGGAUCGUGGUGAGUUUCAGAGAGGGUAUAACGUCUGAUCUAGUGAGCGCAGUCUGAAAUGACGGGGGUCCGUGCCAUAGCACGUCAAAUGUCCCUGUGAUGCUUCUUACUGCAUAUAGGUUUUUCAGCCUUGGCGAAGUUAAUUGGGUAGCAUUUACGGGGAAUCCUUUAGACCAUUCUGUCUACUUUAUUUGAGCCAAUAACGUCUAUUGCUGGCGCUUAAUGGACUAGUGUCUGUGUCCCUGUCUUGGAAACAGUGCGGAAUGCUGUUGGUUCUGAAUACCUCCAUUCGAGCGCUGAUUUAAAGAAUUGGUUGUACUUCUACACCUUGAUGAACAAAUUAUCACGCCUCUUCAUAAAACACUAUUCAAGGACAUGCAUCACUUAUAGAUUAUAUUUACAUUUCAGCUUCUCUUAAUGAAACGAUGUUUUAAAAUUGUUAAAUUAUAGUAAUGUUGAGUCAUUCUUAAUUUUAAUGCCACUAGGAACUGUCUUUGCAUAAAUGUAAGAGUUCUCCCAAAAACUAAGACCAAUUAAUUCGACAAAUCAGUCUUGAAUUGGUUACGAAUGCGUCUUUUCCUAAUUUUUUUUGACAAAUGCGCAACGAUGAAACCAGUCGGUCGAAGGUCAAGCCUUUAUUGGCCCUCCCUGUGUGAGAACAAUGGGCGAAAAAAUGUUCUUUUUGUUUGGGAGAUAAACUGCAAUUUUCUUAUGAUAACAGACUAGCAGUGUACUUCAUCUUAAACCUUGUGCGCCCCCCGCGCGCACGGGCCUAUAGAAACCUAGAGAAAGUUAACGUGUGUAAGGCGGACGUGUUGACAAAUCCGGUUCAGAAAAAGCCGUCCGGCCCUACACUCAGACGGCUAUCUCGAAAAAUUAAAAAAAAAAGAAAAGAGUAUAAAAAGUGCCUUUUUUCGAUGAAUUGUGGUUCUCGCUCGGUCAAACAACAGAAAAUUUUUAGAAUCCUUUUAGAGGUUGCCCCACGAGCGCCCGUCUAUUGUAUACUUUUAGUGGUCAUGCUUAUUGCCUGAGUAUCAUACUCAGGCAAUAAGCAUGACGGUCGGGCCGGACGGGAAAAUAUUAGGCUUCUGUUUUGUUUAACAUCCUGGUAACCCUGAUUUACACAUCAAGAGCUUUGCGAGGGUAAGGAAACAUCUUUUAAUACUGUGAAUCCCGCAUUUUGAAAUCACUGGAAAAAUUGAUCACUUCUUGACGAUAUUGCUACCGGUUCAUAUGAAAUAUAAGUACUUUUUGUUUGAAGCUCACCUCUGCAGUGGUUUUAGAGUACUCACCAAGGUUCUUAAUUGUAGCAUUCAGGUACCAGCCCCUAUAUUCGGUAAUUGGCGAAGAAUAGCGCCAAGCAGGAAGAAUAAACCGAUAAAAAAUUUCUUAUGAACGUAGAAAUUUAAUAAUUUAAGGACAGCUUCAUCUUUUUUUCUCUUGAAACACUGUCUGACUUUCUAAAUGUAUUUUGAGCAUCCGAUCCAUGAUAGAAACACAAUAAUAUGUAAAGGAUCUCCUAGUAUUUUCUUUCAUUGCUUGUUAAAUAGCAAAUGUUUUGUCUGGUUGUUUCCAGAUCCACCAAAGAUCACCCACAUCAUGAAUGAUACGAUAGUCAAUGAUAGUAAUACAGUGACACUAGACUGUCAAGCGGAUGGGUAUCCUUCGCCUACAAUCAAAUGGAUUUUCGCUCAUGACAACAGUAAUGUCACUGGGUUGCUUUACAUCACUGGUAAACAGAAAGAAGGGUUUUAUAGAUGCAUUGCCGAAAUGGCGUCGGAAGGGAUGAAUCUUCGCGAGACGUCUACAUUACUGUUUUUCGUGAGUCGAAUCCCGCUGCUAAGUUAGCUAAGACACGAUUAGUCAUUAUCAGUCAUUUGUUUCGUUAUCCUUGUCUAUUUGAACAGCAAAACAAAAGUAAACCUUUGUGAGAGGCCUGUGUUCUCAUCUGGAGUUGGUCACUCUACUCCCUAUGUAAUACCUUUGAAAUAAUAUGAAAAUGGUUCUUUCGUCUUGAUGAUGAAAUACCAAGGUGUCUUGUGCUUAGAAACAUUACUUCUUAAACAUGCCACAUACACUCUCAGGCUUUUUUUUUUUUACUUCCUUUUUGAUAUAAGUUAAAUUCUAUUUUUUUUUUUUUUUGUGAUAGAUAAUAAGAUUCCUAAAAAGGAAUGUCGUUGCUCCUUGUAUCAUAUCAGUGUAAAAAAGGAAGAGGGCAUGGCCGCUCGGUGUUUUAAACUUUUUCUUUUUCUUUUUGUUUUGACACUACCUGCCGUCGCACUGGCAGGUAGAAGAAACCAUCUGCAGUCGGAGAUUUAAUUGGUUACCUGUGCGACCACCUAAUGUACUCUUUAAGUUCGAUUUCUUUCAGUUUGACUGUUUAUUCUAUUCUAGAUUAUCGCCCACUGAACACAACCCUAAUAAUUAACAUCGGGGACAGUUCUGUCAUUGUGAACCAAACCUUCACCAUCACAUGUGAUAGUCAAGCCAACCCCCCAGCUACGUAUGAAAUAUUCAGGGAAGAUGGUAAUAAUGUUGGUAGUAAUUCAGUUCUUACAACGUUCGUCUCAGAAGUGGAAGAGAAUAAUAGGGUGACCUUCACGUGCAAAGCAUCUAAUGCUUAUGGAGACGGACCGACGGCAAAAAUUACCGUGGAAGUGUAUUGUAAGUGUAACAGUUUCGAGUCGGUAUGUUAGAUGUGUAGCCUCACAUUUCUAUAAAUAUGCUUGUACAUUAUACUGGUAUUACAAACGUCUGUGCUGUAUUUAAACAUUUCUGUUUUUCUUUUUUUGUAUGUUUUUUUCCUCUUUGAACUCAAAUUUUUUGCUGUGAGGUCAGAUGAACGAUUUAUCGACAAAAAAAGGACUGAUUUUUUUCCCGCAUUACAUAGUUAAAAUUAGGUUAAAGCCAACUGAUCAAUUUCUUCGAUUUUGGAAACAAACAUUUUAAAGUAGAGCCUAGUAAAUUUUUCCAACCUCUGGAUUGGCUGUGCGUCGACAAAGACAUCACCAAAAUGAAAAAUUUUAUAAACUGUAACUGCAUGUAAAUUAUGAGAUAAAAAAUUUUGUCAACACCAGGACAAAUUUCCUAGAGCCCUCCGGUUUUGGUAAUUAGCAAAGAAAAACUUCUCCGAGACAACAGUUAGAGGUUGGCAGUACACGUGGUUGUUGAACAGACGAAUUUUCCCUUCUAAUCCAAAUCUGAGUUCGCCAAGAACUACUCUGGUUCAUUUUGAGAGUAACUGACAUGUCGACAACUUUUCUGGUUCUCGAACCUUAUACAAAAACAGAAUAUAACAACAAAUAGAAAACUCAGCUUUAGCUCAGCAUCAUCCGGCAAUUAUUGUCCGUGAGGCUCUUCGGUUGAAAUAAUAUUUACAGCAAAUAAGCUUGCCUAUGAUUUAAAUUAAAACCCCUAUUUAAAAUAAAGUUUGCAGAGAGGACGAAUAUGGAUUUUACUGCAAGUAUCAUCUCCCGCAGCGUUAUUUCCCUGGGUCUGUUGGGAAUGUGUGAAAGCAUGUCAAACUGUAGGGGAUCAACUUAUCAUCGCUAGUUAUUGGGGUCCUGGUUAGUGUUGUAAUGCGACUCCAUAACCUUUCAAACUAUAGAGAUCAAUGUGUCAUCGCUCGUGAAUGGAGUCCUGGUUAAUGUUAUGAAUGUCGUAAUAUGAUUCUUUAAUCUUAAUAAAAGACUCCAUUCUUUUGCCUGUUGUCCUGUUGUCUUAACCGGCUUUCAACCACAAGUUGUUUGUUAGUGGUAGGAUGGCAUGUUCUUUCUACGACAUAUUUGUGGGUAUGCAGCUAUCCCGUAUGGUGAAUAACUAAAAGCGCUUUCCAGUAGCCUGUUGGUAAACGGCUUUCUCCCAGAUCUUCACGGUCAAUUGAUUUCGUGGGCGUAUCGAAAUAUCGAGCCAGACACCCUUAACGCAUGCGUACUUGUCUUCAAUUAUUCUGUCAAAAAUACCCUUUACAUUUCGAGCAUGUCUAAUCAGCACGACUUGUUUAAUAUGAGAGGAACUGUGAGAAAUGUUAACUUGUAGAGGUGAGUCAGUGGAGUUAUGGUUAUCCUCCCACCUUUAGAUUUUUAGCGCAAACAUAGCUUACAUACACGGAUACACAGGAUAGGUACGAGAUGAGAGAUGAAUAUGCAAAAAUGUUUCAGGGAUGAGGCCUUCUGUGCCACUUGGCGCGAAGAAGUUAGGUGAAGGUGAAGUUGCCACAAUGAAAUUUAAUAAUUGAAAGAAAAUGUUAACUUAACAUACCUUAGUUUUUCAAUCAUUAAUUUUAAGAGAAGGCUUUGGCUUUGACUUGUGAAAAUGCUUGCAAAUAGAUCAUAAAUUUUAGAAAAAGGGAAAAGUCUCUGCUUAAACUCAAAGCCAAAAUGCUGACUCUUAAGUUCAAGCUGGCAGUGUCCUAAUACAAAGUUUUUUGAGCCACAGCAUCCUAUUUUAUUCCUAAGUUAAUUUUUGGCCUUUGCCAGUGGACUGCAAGAGUUAUUGUUACAAUAGCAAACAGAAACUGGCGAAAAGAUAAGUCAUCUUGGCAGUCCUGUUGAUAAAAGAUGUGACAUCUUCACAACAGGAACACUGAUUUGCUAAAGUAACAAUGGAAGCAGAAUGUUAUCUUGCAUAUGCCUAAUUCUUCUAUUCUUGAUUAUUUUCUUCUUCCUUUCUUUCCCAAUAUUUCAACUACAAGAAGGCUUAGGCUCAAAUAAUUUAUUAUACCAUUUUUGCCUACAUUUAUGUCAUUCUAGAUCUCACAGUGAACACUAGUGUAAUAGGGAACACAGUUGUGUGGCAGAUGAUAAUGAUCAAAUGAAUAAGUCUACUGAAUUCAUUUAAAAGUACUAUAUUUACACACUAGAUGGACAGUACCAUUGACAUGGAUAUUUCUCAAAACAGGUCAAAGCCUAUCAUUUGGUCAGAUAGAAACACACCCAAACUACUGUGUCAUGCACCAGGUCGGUUAGUAAGGGCUAUUCUUCAGGGUUCUGAUAUUCAAAAUUACACCAGAGUUAAGAUAGUGUGCACUUAUUUCUAAGAACUCAGAAAACAACACACCAGAACAGAUGGGUUCUCAAGGCAACCCACCCAGUUUUAACUUUGUUUAUUUACUUUUAGAUAUGCAAACAAGUUAUACUUGGUUUUACUUCCAAUUGGUCAAGAAAUUGGCAUUAAUGUCUAACAAUGGAAAGCCAAUAUGAUGAUAAUUAGUUAUUAUUACAGAAAACUAUACCAUAAAAUUUGACACUGAGUUACUGAAAACAACUCAUACUUCAUAAUAUGGGAUUAACACAAACAUGCUGGUACACAUUUUGCAAUUCAUUUUCCAAUUGUAUACCUGGCCAUCCAUCCAACAUUGUGGCCUUUCUGUGCUGCUGGAACUGUUUUUGUGAUAAAUUUUUUUUUGUUUUUAAUUUACUGUGGUGUGACUUUCCCUAAUCCAAUGCAAUACAAUAGUUUACUGACUGUUGCGGAUGUAUUUUCUUCCCCUUUGAACUCCAUCACUAGAGAUAUAGGCUCUCUUUCAAGCUGGAUUCCUAUUAUUGCAGGAAUGUUUUUGUGUGUGAGAGUCUACAUGAUUUGUGCCUCCUUUACCAUCUCUUUAGUGCUUUGCAUCAGACAUUGUUUUUCUACCACAAGAACGUUUAAUCUUUUGAGAGAUUUUAAAAUGCACCGGCCAUAUGAACCCUGUCCUAGUAUUAGUUCCUUUUCACUGAUUGGUUGAAGCUCAGAUGGGUCAAUUAAAAUUAACAGUGGCAAAUUUGCUACUGGGUGGUCCUGAUUUUGUAUUCCUGUCUCUAAUCUGGAAUAAAGUAAUAAACAGAAGAAAAGUGAAGCUGGUCAGCUAGAUUGUGUAAUAAGUGGUAAUAGGGCUGAGUAGUCUUUGGUCUGUAAUCAUAUGAGUGAUAAAAAAAUCAGACGACUGCAUAGUGGGAGUACAAUUUGUUUAUCACGAGUGUGAUUACAGACCGAAACAAAUGACACAAAGUCCUUUUACCAAUUAAUCAUAAAAAUUACAAUUUCCAAAUUAAAAAGAAAACUUAAAUAUUGUCUUUGCUCAAGGGAAACCAAUUCUCUGUUUUGAAGAAAGCCCCAAUUUAGGAAUCUGUACACUGUUUCUAUGGUGAAUGAAACCAAGGUUGUGAUUGAUUGAUUUAAACCACAACUUUGAAUGUGAUUGGUUGACUUAAACUACAACUUUGAAUGUAUUUGGCUUAUUGAACUGUCCAACAACAACUUGGCAAGUGAAUUAGUGGAAAAUAGGAGUUUUUAAAACUAAUCACAAUCGAGGAAAUUGUAAUUCCCAUGUUAAUAGAUUUAUUGAUAAACUUUAUCCCUUUCAUAUAAUACAAACAGAACUUUCCAAAAUUUCCUGACUAUUAAGGUACUGACCUAUCCAUGAUAAAAAUAAAAUUUCCCUGAUGAAAUGGAUACAAAAUGUCCAGUCUCCUCUUCAUUAAAACAUUGCUGAGAUCAUCUGAAAUAUUUCUUCCAGCAUGGUAUGAAACUCAGUGAUGUAAAAACUUUAAUUUCCCUGACUUUUCCCUGACCUUGAAAUUUCUAUCCCUGGCCAUUUUUUGAUCUGUGGUAACCUUGGUAGGGCAGGAUCAACACUACAUGGCAAGAUGGAAGGGAAAAUGCUCAAAGCUCAAUGACUGUCCUUUUCAGACGAAAGUUUAGCCUGUCUGCUUGGCAAACAGAAAUGAAUUAAUUCCCGCUAAAUCAUUUCAGAAUGAGGCAAUUUCAAAUGGGGAUUCCUUGCCUUAUUUUACGAAAAUGAUUGUAGUUUUUUUUUUCAUUUCAUCAUAAAAAGGAGAAGAAUUUUGAGGGCUACACUCUCCCCUCCCCCUAUGAGUUUAUGUUGAAGUCAACCCCAGGACGUUUUGUACAAUGCAAGACAAUGCUAGUUUGAUUACGUUCAGCUUCAGUUCGGUGGUAUCGUUUUUUGUAACCAACUGCUCAUUUUCUGAUAUCUAUUUUAUUCUAUUUUGACGCAAACCGAGUACCUACCUUGGUUUUGUCCAGGGUCUUUUUAUUCUGUUCGACUAAUGCUUUCCAUUUGCCAUAAUACAUUCGCGCCAAGAAUAUGCAUCUCUUUCCUUUUGUGUUCUCAUUUCUCUGUUCUCCCUUUCCCUAGCUGUCCUUGACAAUCGUUUACGUUUCCUCCUUUGAUUUCGUAUGCUGCGUUUUUCUUCGAUUGUACUUUCCCGAGAUCGUCGUGGCAUGAUUAUUUUUUGCCAAGCACGCGCCAAGCGCGCGCUUUUUGUUGGCGAUCGUCUUCGGUACUCGAUUUCCUGUGGCUGAGUUUGUGCCCGCGUUUCCAUUCUGAUAUAAUGUUGUAGAAAAUUCUAGUGGACAGCGGCCUAUCUCAACGCGAUAAAACGAUAAAAAUUAACCGGAAAGCUUUGUUCGCAGUGAAUGUACAACUACGAAGAAUUAAUGUGGAUGAAACAGGGUACAAGGUUUAUGCAAGGACUACCAGAAAAAAAAAAAAAAAAAGCAGUUGAAAUCCUCCAAGUAUAAAGUUUUUUUAAAUGUAAAAUGCAUUUUCCACGCGUUUCAAUAUCACCCGACCUGCCACAGACUUCUGAUCAGAUUUAUUUAUUAUUCCCUCAUCGGUAGUAGUAUAUCCUGUGCCAAUUACGUAAGUGGAAGUCAUGUUUACUGACAAAGUUUGACAAGCGAUGACGUGUCAUUGAUGCCUAACAUUCCCUCAUCGGAAAAUUGAGACAUGUAUAGGUCUGUUGGUGUUCUGGUUCACUUUCAGUUAAACGACAUUUCUGUCACAAAGUGACGAGAUUAUGACGCCUUGCGGUAAGCAUAUUGAAGCAACCUGGAGCGCUACCAGAUACUCCAGAAAAAAAGCCCAUACAAAGCCUUAGAAAAGUUUUCUAAGGCUUUGUAUGGGACAACGGGAGGUACUUACAGUGCACGCGUUUUCCGUCCUGUCAUGUUUUUCCUCAUACAAAAGAAGAAAGAUUAUACGUAGUAGCCCUUGGUAAAGAAUCCAUGGUUGAUAAACAAGAAAGAGGAGUUUAAAACUGUCUAUUACAAUUUAUGUUUAAUUUGCAUGACUUUCAUUUAGCUUCAUACGAGCGCGUGAUCGAUAUCGAUGCCAUCGACAGUCGUGUCCAUUCGACACAUUCACAAACUUCACGCAUAGUUUACUCUUAUUGGAACGUUUCUUCGAAAGGAAAGUUUCUAUAAUUCGUGCAAAUGUCUCAAGUGUUUAACAGAAAUCGAGUUUUCUUCCAUAAAUUGCACCAUGGGUCCCGCUGUUUCGUCAAUUUUGCCGACUACGGUCGACGAUUUCACGAGGAUGAUCGUGCACUCGGUCCCAGUCUCAAAACGAAGAGGGCCCUUCUCUUCUAUCCCAUCAAGGGCUUCAAAGGAUUUAGGCACAACUUUCGUCAUUGAAGCGUCAGCAAAGGUCUGACAAGAUGAUUUCUUCCCGUGAUUAUGAAAUAUAUGUACUCUUUCUUCUGCUGGUAAAGUUUCACGGGUCAGGUAAGCGUGAAAUUUAUUCUCCCGUACAAAGGAUUUUACAGUGUUUUUUUACCAUGGGUCAUUGUAAGCUUGAACAACGAAAACGCCGACUUCAUUUCUGAACGUGAUGUUCGCCAAAAUAAUUUCUGUACUCCAAGGUGGCCUUCAACGGUUUUUGUAUUUCAAGACUAGGUAAAAUUUCCGCACAGCUCCAUACUAUUGUAAAAGACAUCUGUUUUCCCAAUGCCAAAGUAUUGUUUUUGUCAUUGUUUUCUCUAUCCAAGAACUGAAUGCAUAAUGUAGGAUGGGGCUGUGCGGAAAUUUACUAAAUUUAGAUAUGACCUUGGAUUUCAGUCACGCGAUAAAUGGAAUCUGAAUAACUAUGAUACGAGAGAAAUCAAGAGCAAAGGAUAUUUUGCUUAGAGUGUACGUAACAAUACAAUACGUACGUUCAGAAUUUAACAUCAACAUUGAAACUUAGAGGUGUGCUAUUUUCUUGAUUAGCGUGAGUCGUCUUCUUAGCCAUGAGAAAAGUUACUGCUUUGUCAGGUGGCUUUCCAUUACAAACAUGAUGGUUAUGCAAACCCAGGAAAGAAUUGCUAUCUGUACUUAAAUUCUCUACCUUGCCAUCCAUCAUUUAUUAUUGGGAAGAGCUGUAAACAAUUUUUCCACUCAUUCUUUUUGAUGACCUCAGCAAGGAUUAUUGCUGCUAGCUAAGUUGAGUGUGACUUUUCCUCCAGGCAGCAAUCAUGUAAAGAUACUCCGUAAAUGCACUUGGAUGGAUAAUUGAGCAUUAUUUGCUUAUACUAACAUGUAUGAUUUGUCUACCUGACCAGUAUUUAGUUUUAUGCACAUAUGAUUGUGGUAUCCCACACUGGUAGUCAUGAUUGACUUAUUUUUGUUUGAUCAAUAAGAAUUCCCCACUUUUCUUUGUAAAAGAAGAAGGUAACUGAGGAAACUUCACCUUCCACUUUUCUUAUGCCUCCUCUUUAAGUGACUGUUCGAUCUCAUGCCUAAGGUCAUUUUGGCACCUUGUCAGUGGUAUGCUCACCAAAUAAUGACCUCUGGGAGAGAGGAAUUUUUAUCCCAGAAAUUGUGGGAUUCCGAUUUUUACUGCAUGUGGACACAGUAUUAGUAAAAGCAUAAACACUCCCAUGGUUCUCCCAUUGCGUUUAAAUUAGAGUGUGCUUUUCAGCCUUGAGCAAUGCUAUAAUGUAAGUGUGCCCCCAUUGAAGUUGUCUACGUUUGCUAAAAGUAGCACCUUGUAUGCUGGCAGUUGUAUGGUCAUGUGAUGAACCAAAUUUUCACAGCUUAUUUGGCUUACCAAAAAUUAUUAUACUCGUAGAUGGAGGAAGGGACAUCUUCCUUGCAAAUCAUAAAUCCGUCAGCAAUCUAAAGUUUACAACUGAAUCCUUAUCUAUAACAGGUUUUAACAUGUGUCAAAAGUACAUGUACUUCUAGACAACUUGUGCCUACCAAUAACCUUAUGGCAUACAGGGUGUUUUCAGGUCAUAUCCCCUGAAUAGUGCUCUUGACCUUUCUUCUAAAGAUGAUGUGUAAUCAGUAUGCAGUAGAAUCCUGUGCUUUCCAUUGUCAUUGACUGCAUCAUUAAACCGUUGGUUAUAUUAUUUCAUUGAUCUGAAAACUGUUUUAUUUGGAGUGUAGAAUGAAAUUAAGUCAUAGCAGAAAUUGUUAAAUCUUAAAAUCUUUUGAGCAGAAAUAAAUCUUCUGUAAGGUUGGCAGUUUUUGACUUGAUGUCUUGUUUCUUUAUUAACAGCGGGUCAGGUACAACUAGAAUCAUCCUACAGUGGAAGCAAUAGGACUGUAAAACUUGGUUCCUCUUUUGACUUCUCGUGGAACUACACUGGUGACUUACGCCGUGUUGAAUGGGGAAUGAAACGUAGGGAAAUAUAUGACGUAAAUGUCACUCUAUUCAUCCUUGAUAGAUAUGGGCAUCUCACCCCAAAUGUAUCACAGUAUAAUGGCCGUCGUUUUGGCAGCAUGAAUCAACAGUCACCUGGUCAAGUCAAGUUCACUCUAAAUCCUAUUAAAGAGGUUGAUAACCAGGUUUUCAUCUUCAAAUUUACCCCAAAUAACCCUUCAGCUCCAGAUGUGUUUGAUAUGGUGCAAUUAAUUGUGACAGGUAAGAUUUUUAUCGUACUAUGAAUUUUUGUUUCAUCAUGGAGGGUAGUAUUAAUUUGUUAGAAUGGGCAAGUGAUGCUAUUGAGUUUCAACAAUUCUGAAAGGAAAUAACUUCAAUGCACAUUGCAAACAAAAAAAUUGUUGUCAUGAAAAGUGAUGUUGUGGCUUUACCCUUAAGAGAGCCUUCACAACAGUUUCCUCCUUAUGUGGUGUGGGUAAUAGGAAAAUUUAAAUGCAUGAAAACGCUGUCUCUAGUGCAGAGAAAGGUGUGUGAUUAAGACUUUAGGAGGGUUUUCGAUUUUUGAUGUUCUUUGCUAGCAAAAGUGUUAAAGCACUUUUGACACAUAACCACCAUAAAGUAUCCACCGAUGGAAAGGUAAUGGAAUGUAUUAUCUGGCUAAAAUUAUUCUGUUUUAGCUUGAUCUAAUCUUUGAGCUAAUUAAUAAGGUAACAAACAUGAUCACACAAGUAAAACACCUGCUCAAUUUCAAUCCUGAGGGUUGGUCUUCAAAGCCUUGUGAGGAUUUUUCAAUAUUCCAAUUACAGUCGAACCUGUAUUAAGUGGCACCAUAUUGAGUGGCUGCUUGUCAAAGUUCCAAAAUUUGUUCCUCAUAAUUACAGUAGUUUUUAGUAAUUUUCACCUCCAUGUUGAACGGUCACUUACAACAGAACCACUCAAUUAAAACUAAAAAUAACCUUUAACCUAAAAUUUACCUUAUUUACUCGUGUUUAAGUCAACCUUUUAUGACCGAAAGAUCAGCCCUAAAAAUCACCCUCAACUUAUAAACGAGUCAUACACAAAGACCUGGCCCAAGCAAUCCAAGAAAAGAUGACAAUACUGUUGGCAAGGGAUAUCGCUUAUGGUCCUCGUUGUGCAUGCUGACAGUCAAACAUUGUAGAAGAAUAACUCUUGAUCACUGUGCUUAUUGAAAAAAAUUAGUAAAAGAUUAAACUGAGAGAGAUAAAAAAUAUAUGAUGUCAUGGAGUUACAAGCAUGUGUAUGAUCUGAUUUGCAUGCCAAAAACGUUUUGCUGUUAUUAGUGUCUUGUAAGUUAUUAACCCCGACACCAGUGACAAGAGUUGUUUUGAUGGGAUUGAAACCAAGACAAAUUAACCACAAAUGAAUUCAGGCAAAUUUUCCCAUGGUAAAUCAAUUUCCUUGUGGUAAAAGUCUUGUAGUGUGAAAAUGUUGCUUUUCAAUGCCUGGGUUGAUACACACGCAUGCGAUAAACACCAAACCAAUAGAAGAUCUUUUCUCUCUGUAUGCCUUCCCAUUUGAUCUUUGGGGCAUUCUUAUAUCGAAGCAGUCAACUGAAAUCAUAAUGAGAAGAAACUAACUAAGUAUUGUGAUCAUAGCUUAAGAAUGAUCUGGAUUUUGGAGACGAGCAUAUGAUAAUUAAAAGAACCAAAAGAAAGGUAAAAAAUGAGCAAUAAGUUUCUCUUUGAGUAACAGCUAUGAGCUAGGUAAUAUAAUCACAAUUUAACAAGUUAUUGCUUACCAACGUUCACGGGUCUUGAUUACUUUACUGAGGAUUACUGUCUAACUUGUCUCCUAUUCAAAACGAUCUUGAUCACACGGGAUCUUAUCCUGAACUGAAAUGCUAACUAUAAUUUUCUAUCUAAAAAGAAUUAAUAAAGGGGGCAUCAAUCUACCCAGUAAAUAUUUCACAGCUUUUCUUGAAAGCAUAACACCUAGCUUCAACAGACGCAGUUACAGAGUGUGACCUAAUGUCGUAUUAUUAAGGGGUCAUCAAGCCAUUUCCUGUGAGUGACAAUAUUACAGGUUUGUCUGCAGUUGCUUUGCAACUUAUCUCUCAGGUUUUUUUAUUUAAAAGUUUUCAUCAAAUUUCUUUCAUUUCUUGUGCUUAGUACCAGGCUUCUUUUUUACUUUCAUCUUAGUACUCCUCUCCUUUUUAUCUUCCCCCACUCAGUCUAGUUCUACAUGCAGACAGGUAGCAAAGAUUACUUCAUGCAACUUAAAUCAGAUGCUUCUGCUAAUAUAAUUCAAGAACCAGGAUAUUUUGCUGCAAAAGAGCCCUUCUGAGUCAUUAAGGGAGACAUUAAAAUUGGCUACUUACACUUUGGCGGACUAAAGAAUUCAGUUCAAAAAUAUAUUUUUGUAAAUAACUUUCUAAAUAACAUUGACAAGUUGUCCAUAUUUUUCUUUUCUCAAAAGCAACUGAAAGGAUAAUUCCUAAAGCUUUUCACCUUUUCUUGAAAAAUGAAAACUAUAUGAUAAUAACAACAUUAUUAAUGAAAGGGAAGAGAUAAGAGGUUUAAUUUAUUAAAUAUUACAAUCAUUUGGUGUUUUUUUCCCAAUUGGGAUUCCCAAACCAGCUUUUCAAUUCUCAAUGCAUCAUUUACUAGCUAUUUUAAAGCAAUAGUUAAAAUUGCGAAUAUUUACCCCAAUGCUCAAUUGUUCAUGUGGUGUUAAUGUGGAUAUUGGUUUAACUCAUCGUUUGCUUUUGUGCGAGGCACCACAAACUGUAAACUUAUGCUUUUUAGUAGAGUAUUUUAAAACUGAUGCAGAUUUUGAUCAGCUGAGAAAGUGAAAGUUAGUUUGCUUUUUUUGGUUAUUCUUUUAAGUAUAUGCUACAUUUUAUAAUCUUAUUUCUAUAGCGUAUGAAGUGGUUGAUUUGAACCAAAUCACACUCUAAUGUUAUGGUGUGAAAAUUUUGUUGUUCUCUUCUCACCUAGUUCCUGUCCAGUUUACAGAAGUACCACAGAAUGUAACAGUUAAUACGUCAAGUCCUCUGUUUUUGAGUUGUGAUGCCUCGGGUUUUCCUGAACCUAAGAUAAGAUGGGAAAAGUCUGGGAUUCAUUUGUCCCACACCAAACAGUUGAACAUCACCAGCAGUAACAAGAACGAUGCAGGAGAAUAUGUUUGCAUUGCAAGCAAUGGAGGGAAACAGGAAAAGACAGUAAGAGCUUAUGUCACAGUGCAAUGUAAGUUUUUUUCAGUAUGUCAUAAACAGCUGCCACCGCUGCUGAAUCUAUGAUACAGUCAAACCUAUAUUAAGCAGCAGCAUAUUAAGCGGUCGCCCUGUAUUUAGUGGUCAGUUGUCAAAGUCCCAAUUUUUUGUCCUUAAUCUCUGCAAUGUUCUCCUCUUUUUAGUGGUCACCUCAAUUAAGUUGUCAUGGUCACCUUUGAGUGAGUGACAACAGCCUGUUUGUAUUGUCUUCCACUUGUAAUGAAUGGUCACAUGUAAGGCAGAACCACUCAAUUAAAACUAAGAAUGAUUUUUUUAGUAAAAUUAAAUCCAUUUUUCUCUCCCAAAACUAAUGUUAGUAGUAUUUUUAAGGAGUUUUUUUACAUAAAAUCAACUAUAGCAUAAAAUGACAUUUUUCAUCAUUUUAAUAUAACCCUUAUUCUGUGGAACCCCAUCUUCUGAGGGUGACUACUCAAUGCAGGUUUGACUGUACAUAAAUACACCCAUUUUCAAAACGUUGCAAUUGAAGAAUUCUGAGAAAUAAACACACCCUUUGUCCCAAUAAAAAGGUGGUGACAGAAAAAAUUAUGAGGAUAAAGGUACUGCACAAUGGCUGAUGUCAAGUCACUGUUUUACCUUCGUACUAUAGAAAAAAUUAAAGUUUUCUUAAUGUGAAUUAUACAUGCAUAUAGUGCAUCAACUUUUUGAUAAGAAAGAAAAAUUGUAUAUUUUUUCAAAUAGCAAAGUUUUAGAAAACGGGUUUAUUUAUAGGAUCUUAAUUGAUGUAGAAGACACUAUUCGUCACAAUAGAAUCUCAUCACAACCAGGAAUAAGAAAACAAUGAAAACAAUAGUGUGACGUAUGCUGUGUCUUCUACACCAAGUAACAGCCUAUUUAUAUAUAAUGUAUAAAUUCACCAAAACAUUUCCAUACAACAACAAACUCAAGUCACAGUCCAAGAAAAAAAAACCCUUAAAAUUUGAAAAUUUCCUCACCCCCAGACAAAACGAUCUGGUCCAUUAGGAGGGUUGCCACAAAGCACGGCUUCUAACUCUGAAUGGACAAAGCCAAAGCAAAUCCAGCCUCAUAAGAACUCAACUAAAAAAGCAAAUUUAAUAUCCCCCAUAAUUGAUUAGUCAAAAACAACCCUCCCCACCCCCCUGAGCUUUCCACUCAGAGACCCUUGCAUCCCACCCUAGAAGGAGUGGUGGCUGGGCUGCAUGUUAGCAGUAGCCUUGACUUUAAGCCCCCUGAUUUUCUUUAGCCAGGCUGGCUUGUCAAGGUGGAAAUUGAAACCUAGUCAUCUGGUUUUUGCAGCCCCUCCUAGGCCUGCUAAUUUGGACUUUCAAUCACCCUCCAACCGCUGGGCGUUUACCCACUAGCUGAGCUCUGGCAAGGCAUGAACCAAGUGUCAAUCUUGUAACAUAUUUGUUGCGGGCACAGAAGAUUUUCUGGCUGUAAGAGGGCAGGCUUUUCUUCUUUCAUGUAAAAAAUAUGGAGGUUAUAUAUCAUCUAUCCAAAAGCUCAGUGGGUAGUGGGAGAGAAUGAGGCUGAUAAUGACUAUGUUAUAAGAGGAAAUAUCCAGAAAAGGAUAAAAAGUAUGGUCUGCACAAUUCUCACAUUUGAAUUUUUAAACCUCUAAAGUUGAAGUUACAUUAAAGCAUGAUGUAUACUCUUGCCGAGGACAAAAUACAAAAAAGGUAGUCUACACUCAUGUACCCCUAAACAUUGAGGGUAGGAGGCAGGUCAAAGAAAAACAUGAAUUAAAAGAGGGGGGUGCCCAUUGAUUUCAGUCCUAUUUUUAGGAGAAUACUUGUUUUUCCAGAUCCCUGCCCUAUUAAAGUCACACAUAUUAUGACUAAUUCCUCAAGUCAUUAAUGCAUAGUUGAGUUAUCAGCAUUUGGAAAAAAGGCCAUGCACAACUAAAAGCUUGAGCCUGACUAUUUGAUGCCAUCCAAAUUACAUUACAUGUUACAAUGUGGUACCCUACAGGAAAAUUAUAAAAUCACACCAUUCUUAACAAAGGAUUAAACAAGUUAGAUACCAGACUUGCCUUGUUACAAGUUUCUGGGGCUAGGUACAAAUAAUAAAUCUGGUAAACUGUUACAAUUUAUACAAAGUUGAAAGUUUGAAAGCUGAAAGGUGUCGAAACCAUUCAACCCUAAUUAAGCAUCCUUGCAAUGAUAGGUCAACUACAGUACUGUACUGCCUUAACUUCUCCCAUACAUUCAUGCUUACAGGAAACCAGUAGGUGAUGUCUGUACUUGAAGUAGUUAAAAAAGCACAAAUGCAUUUUUUCAGUUAUCUCAUAGUAUAUGAUUGCAAAGGUCAUAUGGAAGGUACAUUCCUGCAUGGGAACUGACAUAUAAAUCACCUCAGCAAACUGUAAUCAUUAGAAUUAAAAGCCAAGGUGUAUUUACCAAGUGCUCAAGUUUCCAAAUUAGUCACCUUAUUGUGACAGUCAAGUUCACUCCUUUUAGGGGCCUUUUACAGCUGGACCAUCCUGUCUCAUGUAAAAACACCAAAUUGUGCUCUAAAGAAAUAAAUUGUGUUUAAGAGAAAGGAAUAAAGUGAUUGAAAAUUAUAUUUUACAUUAAAAACAUACAUGAAGCUGUUAUUAUAAUUACCGUAUUUACCCGUGUAUAAUGCGCGCCCGUGUAUAAUACGCACCCUAAUUUUUGACCUCUUUUUUCCGAAAAAAAAGAUUUCAUGACAAAUACCAAGAAUUAAAACUUCCAUUUUUUCACUUAAUUAACAAGAGCUGGGAAUUCAUCAAUAAUAUGUUUACAACAAUUUCUAACUAGUUGCUACUACAAAUAUCGCACGCACCGAGCACCUAUUUACAAGCUUUUUUAUUCAGUAACUGUCAAACGUUUUAUAAAUGUUGUAACUUGAAGUCCUUAUUAAUAUACCUAAAUUCACAACUUGAAUUAUUAUCAUAACAGCCGUUCAUAAACAUUAUUUCUACUCACAGUACUGCUGGUAGCUUGAAUAUAAUUACUGCAUUGCAAUUGCGUGAUUUAAGUAAAAUGUUCAAUGUCCUUAAACAACGAAACCUUCAAAUUCCGACUCACAGUCCGAUUCGAAUAGGUUUCGAUGACUGAAUCCUCAAGUUCAUCAGUGAUCUCAGUUGAAUUGUAAACCAAUUCAUCUUGUGAUCCAUUCGAAUUGUUUGUGCACCCACACUUCAGAGAGAGGCAGCGAUCAUUUCUGAUGGAAUGCCUUCCCACGCUUGUGAAAUAUACGAACAGAUCAGUUCCUCCGAAGCCUUUUUUUGUCGUCCAGUAAGUUCGUGAAUUCCAUCAGCCAUCCACUCCUUUCGGACUCCAUCUCUAAAUGGUUUGUUCAAAGAUACAUCGAGCGGCUGGAGAAGGGAAGUUCGCGUUUGAAGGAAGUGUUCACAGUAUCUGUCACGUGAGCCUCAAAUGAGUCGUAAAUAAGCAAGCUCUUUCUCCUCCCCAGGCCACCGAUCCGUGCAAUUUUACUUUCUUUGUUGCGUUUUUAACGUAUGCAAAUUAGGAUGUGCUUGACAAACAAUAGAAUCCGUGUACAAUACGCACCGCGAUUUUGAUGCUUGUUUUUAUGGAAAAAAAGUGCGCAUUAUACACGGGUAAAUACGGUACCUCUCGAUGUAAACAAACCUUAUAUGUGAUAUGAACAGAUUUAAUCUCAACAAGUUUGAAUGUAGAGUCCAAUUCUCCCCAAAUCCUAUGAUUUUUUGAUGGUGUGUACUUUUUCUUGUGGCCGGCUUUUUUUAGUAUCUAUCUUUUACAAGCUGACAACUGAGAAGAAUCACUGAUUAUAUUCUCAGAUGUCUUGAAGAACACACUGGCAAUUUGCCACAUUGUAGGAAACCCUACAACUGAUUAAAUUUAAUUCGAUCAAAAACAUGAAAGGCAUUGGAUGAAAUUAACCCGCACCAUUCUAGCCUCCCUUCUUAAGUAUUCUGUGAUCUUUUUUUAAUCGAGUGGUGAAGUUAAUAGUUUCCCUUCUUUCACUGUCUUCUGUUCAUUUGUAUGUUUGCUUUCCUAACAGUCUUAAAUAUAGUGUUACCAAGAAAUGUGAGGCCGGGGCAAAUAAAAUGUCACAAUCAUGACAGAUGUUAUGUAUUCAGUUUUAUACAUGCUGAGUGUUGCUUAAAUAUUACACUGCAGUAAGUGCAAUUGCCUGGUAAACAACAUUCUAUUAUUCCACCUAGGAGGAAGCUUCGUGUACACAAAAUUUGAAGUUCAGUGGCUUUGUCGGCUACAAAGAUCCACAGAGAACAAUAGCAAUACCAAACAGUUUUUUGAAAUACAUCUCUAUAAUAAUAGGUGUACAAAACUGACAUGUAUGAGUGAAGAAUGUCAACCAUUAAGGCAAUCAAGUGCUCUUGUGUAGAAUAAAGUUUCAAAAUUAUCGAAAUAAAACUAACCUCUUAAUUUAGGUUUUAAAUGUAGAAAUAUAUAAUACCUCUUUAAAAGGUUAAAAAAGCCAUACCAUUUAUGAAUUUUCAAACAAUAAACGCCAGAAAACUUAAAGUUAGAACUAAAAAAUGCGAAAAUAUGACCCAUCUUUCCACUGAGAUUUUAAUCAUUGCCUGGCACGCAGAGAUAUAGAAGAGGCUUUGUUAAAAAACCGAAGCAAUAAAAAAAAUGCAGACUCGAGAGAAUCAUACGAAAUUACUGACACCUGCUCACCUGACUUCAAUUUCUGGAGAGAAUUCUGCGACACUUCAGUUUUAUCUUCUCACACAUGAAUUAAAACAUAAAAUUUAAUUAUUUGAAAGCAGUUUAGGGGUGAAACUAAAUGUUAAAUCUUAAAUAAAAAGAAACACAUUACAGUAAAAUAAAGCAGAGGCAUAUUACCUUGAUGUUUCCGCCUCUGAACAAAGCUACAAUAGGAAUUAUAUAUGCAAUUGUUUCCCCAUGUGAACUGGGUGCAAUAGACGGCCGUAUAAGAAAUUUUACCCAAACGACAAUACAUCCUUCAAGUUGACAUGUAUUAAAUCCCGAAACAGCUAAACGAAACGACUGAAGUGGAACAAGCGAAACGAGCAAAAUGAAACGACCGUAACGAAAAAAACGAAACUAAUCAAGCGAAACCACCGAAACGAUAAAAACGAAACGAACCUAGCGACCAUACUGAAAUGACCGAAAUGACUACAACGAAAUGACAGAAACUAUCAAAAUAAUAUACAACUUGAAGGAUGCUGAAUAUGCUUCUGCUUCAUUUUAUUGAGGAAGUGGUACCAUGUUCUGUGAGACAAAGCAUUUCCUGUAGUUUGAACGAAUCGUCCAGUAGAAAGCAUAAAAUAUAUCGAUGAAAAAUUACCAUGUCCAAACAAUGCAGUUCACUCUUUUUAAAGUAGAACUAAAUCCAUGAAACUCGCGAGUUUGUUUGCAUCGUCGCUCUACUGAAGAGUUAAUGCCCGAAUCGUCAGCUUUUUAACUCUUUACGGUGGCCAAGUUACAUUAUCAACUCAGUUGAUAAUACUAAAUUAACCUAAUUUUUACUUGAGUUUUGUAGUGCACACGAAUCCAAUUAAAUGGGAUUUUCUAAGUUACGCACUCGAUCGCACGUGCGCAUUACCUUCUGUGUUUCCCUUCCUUACGUUAUGGCUGGUCAUACCUUACUCUACGAUCAAAUUUUCCGGCUUGAUGGGACACUGUUAUUAGUACUAUUUUUCUAUAAGCAUAAGCUACGCUUCGCUAUCGAAUCAGUGUAAGUCCUGUAAUUGAUUAAUUCAAUUUUAAACAAAUUGCGUGUCAACUUUCAGAGUCUCUUUCUGUGAAGGAUUGAAAUUAAUUACAAACGAUUUUUAGGCCGCGAGUCAACACAUUUAAUGAAAAUUUUUCUACCAAAAAUUAAAUUUUAAACUAUGAUUUUGCUGGCGUUUAAAGCGAUUUGGGGGAAAGAGAGAGAGAGAGAGAGAGAGAGAGAGAGAGAAGAGAGCAUUAACAAGUCAUUUAUCAGUUUGAGGCCGUGACCCACGUUUUUCCUUGAAAAUAGUGCCCAGCCGGCAAAACGAAAUUUAUUUAUAAAGAAUGGCAACGAAGGAACAAAUUACUCUACGACUUACGAAAGUGUUGGCGUGGCAGUGGGUAGAGAUAGGAAAAUACGGACCGCGCUAAGUACCCAUUAGAUUGCAGGAUUCGUUACUGUGCCCUCUGAGAAAAAAAUUAAUACACCUUAUUCUAUCUAGUUGCAAAGUAAUUUCUCCUAGCCUUGAAGAGGCGAGGAAAAAAUACGAGCAGCGACCAAAAAUUUUUGCUCCUAUUAUAUGUUAAACCAUCGAAUAAGGGAUUUUUCAUUCCACUAUUAUUUUCAGUUUUUAGUAUUUUAACUUUAGUUUGUGAAUUACAUCCUAUGGCCUAAUCUGUGCAUCGUAGCAAUCGCAUACGGUGUACUUCAACGACGAAAACAACUAGGACUAAACCAUUAAAGUGUUCUUUACGUUCUUUCCUGCUUAAAAGUUCGCUUCUUUAAAAGUCAAAUUUAAAAAACAAAACAAAAAAAUCAAAGUUUGGAUCGUACAGUCCGACCAAUAUGUUACUACGUAUUUUUGCCUUGUUGUAAAGUGUAAUACUGUGGCAUAUUUUGCUGUCAAUGACACAGUUGUGGAAUGAUAAAGCUCGUUAAUGUUUUCAUUUGUUCGAAGUAUCACCAAUUACUUGUUCGAUUGCUUAUAACAUUUUCAUUUAUUCUUAGACCCGCCCACAAUUCAAAAUAUCACCACGUCAUUUAAGAAGUCUUGGAUUGGCCAGACAGUGACUUUGAAGUGUCUUUCUGAUGGUGUUCCUACACCAACACUCUCUUGGUACAAACCUGAAGGAAGUGAAAUAAACAGAGUCAGAGCCAGAGAAAACAAAGCACAAGUGCCACUCAGGGGUGAUCAAGAUUUUGGUCAUUACAAGUGCAUUGCUGCCAAUGGACUUAUUCCAUCUGACGAGAAAUUGAUAAAGAUAAAUCAGAUAAGUAAGUAUAAAAGAUCAGUGUAUUGUGAUAAAAGAAAAAUUACAUAUAAGGUCAGCAUUUUAUUUUGCCUUUACUCAUUACCACUGUUUGUAGUGUAUUAGAAGUAAAAGCUGUCGACGCCUUGCCCUUUGGUAGCAUUAAACACGUUACAAAAGAGUGUUGAACAUCAGGUAGAUUGACGACAUCCUCCCAUGCGAGUAUCCAUAGGAAACUUCCUCAAGCAUGGACUCUAAAUUUUUCCUUUUCUUAUGGGCUCUUGGCUAAUUUAUCCGGCAGCUACAUGUAUAUUCAUUAAACUUUAAUAAUACAAGUACUUGCGUUCAUCUUAAGUAUUGUGACGAAACUCGCUUUGAGGUAAUCACCCAAAAAAUUUCUCCUUGCUUUUUUUUUUUGUUUUUUUGUUUUGCUCAAAAUGAUCCUUUUUUAUGGCACUAUGUAGAGAAACCAGGGAAAGCAUCCAUCAACUCAUCAGAAUCAGUCAUUCAAGCAACUGUUAUAACAAUACGAUGGACUGCACCAGCUGAUGAUGGAGGAAGUCCAAUUACAGGAUACCAACUGAUCUUACAAAAGGGUGAAACUGAGAUACAAAAGGUUUCUAUCACCGAUUCUGGGACAACAAGUUAUUCGUUUCGUGGUUUGAAGAUAAAUACCAACUACACGGUGAAACUGUUUUCCAGAAAUUUUGUAUUCGAGGGAGAUCCCACUGUAAGGAGAAUUAGGACUCUAUUUGAAGGUGAGGAAUCACAAGUGAUGUCGUGACUGAGAACUUUACAUCAAUUAUUUUUUUGCUAACUUAGAUUUUUCCCAGUUUUAACAAUAUUAUAUGCUCGCCGCAUUAUAAGUGUUUGUCCCCUCCUUAGUGGCCAGUUUCUUUUCCUUUCUAAUGGUUAUUUGAGAGGUACCCACGUUUGAAGAAGCCUACUAAUAAAUAAACCACAAGUGAAAGUAGGUGAGAUGAAAAAAAAAAAACGGUUUCCGUUUCAGACACCACGCCGACCUUUUAUUUCAAAUUACCUUACAUUGGCCCCUUUUCUGUUGUCAUGCAAAAAAGGUCUCGCCACUUUGCCGAGCGUUAUUGUGAUAACAUAGAUAUAAAGUUGCCUUUUUAAUCUUUUAAAAUAGGUAAUAUGUUUGUUGUGAAAGACCCUAUCCCACGUGGGCUCCGUACGUGUGUGGUUUUCAAGUUGUCAUGCUUGUUUUGUCGGCUAAACCUCUCGGCAUUUAUCCACACGUGUGCGUGAGCACUUGGUCUGUGAUAGAACCUCUCACAUUUUCAGACAUUUCCAAAAUUCUCAACAAUGUCGUGCUUUAUAUUCUGAUGAGUGUUUUAGCAUCUUAUAUCACGCUUCCAAAACUAUCCAACUUAAAAUCAAAGAAGCUAUUCACAUUCAGAGAGGGCAAGCUACACUUAAUCAUCAACUUUGUCUUGUUAAUUUGAAACUUACCUUGUAAUUGCAUAUAUUGUUCUGUUUCUAUCGUUUGUUUUGUCCAAUCAGCAUUUUUUUAUACAGUGUAAAUUCAACUUUGUAAUUUGUAUUAAGCAGAACUGAAGAUGACAGAAGAACUGUCGAAACGUGUUUUUAAAAGUCAUUUAUUUUCUUAAACCAACUGUCCCUUUUGACGGUGAACGUACUAAGUCAUGCGCGAUGUCAAACUUUGAAAAACAGAAAAUAGUUAGUUCCUUUCCGUAAUUACGUGACACAAAUGAGUGGUGAAUUGCGACGUCAUCUUUGCAUCGUCCUUCAUUUGAUCAUAUGUAAGUAGCAAUUAAAUGCCAGUAGAGAUCAGUGUAUCAUUCCGCUUCACUUUGUAAAUGCAUUAUUUGUUUUAGGCUACAACCAACCAUCAUUCAGGCUUUUCAUUAUCACUUUUUGUCCCUUCAAAUUAUUUUGAAUUCAUCUCAAUACUUAACUUAAUUUUGCUUGCUAUACACUUUCGUUUAAAAAGUAUCCCCUAAAAGAUCCUCGACCAAGUAACAGAUUAUUUAAUCACUGAUAAUGGUUGUGACCAGGUUUCUGACAAGAUGUUGAAUAAUUAUUAGAAAUUUGAUGCUGUUCAUGUUGUUGACAUCAAUCUAGGAGCCCCAGAUGUGGUCGAAAUAGACGAACUGCAAGGCGAAACAACAGACGAUACAAUUACCCUAAAGUGGAAGGAGCCAAAAAGUAAUGGAAAAGUUAUUACCAUGUAUACAGUGUACAAAAGAGUUGUGACUGAUGGGAAAGUGGGACAGUGGACAGAAGUAAGGAAAAUCAGAGAUGUUUCUGUGAGAGAAUUGAAAAUCACGUUGGAGAGAGGAAAGGUGUAUCAGUUUGCCAUUACUGCAACUAAUGAGCUUGGUGAAAGCCUGAAACAAGAGAAAGCAAAUAUCCAGCAGGUCAAGACAGAAGGAAGUAUGUUCAAAUGAAUCUCAUUUUCCUCUUUCAACGGUUUGUCCUUUUCUUUACUAAGUUCUCUAGCACUCUCCGUGUCAUCAACAUCGAGGUUUUUACGGGUGAAUUCUUCGCUUAUAAAAACCUGAAUCAAUGAGAAAAAUUUCACUUACAUCGCGGUUGAUAUUUUUGUGCCUACUGCAAGAAUAUAGCAUAUCCAUUAACCGAGAUCUUAGUCAUCGGCUGGCACACACAGAUAGUUUUAAGUAGUUUACUGACGCAUGCUAAUCUGAAUCUGGGAAGAGACCUCGGCAACACUUUAGCUUUAUCUUCCCACACUUAAAUUAACUGCUUUUUUCUUUCCUUUGCCACCAUCACUAAGUUGAUGCCUCUCUCCCACAGAAAAAUGUUCACUCUCCCACACUGAAAUCCGAGAACUUUUCUCUCAUUUUCACCACCAAGGCACUUUAUUCUUUAUACCGAUGAGAGCAGCUUUGCACGUAACCCCCUCUUCGCGCCAUAAUUUCGACACCAGUUUAUUGAACCAGGAUACUCAGAAGUGACCCAUUGUCGGCAAAUUCGCUCUUGGUUAAUGAAUGAAUUGCCAGUAAUCGGAUCCUUGUGUUUGCGCAAAGAUUUCUGGGAUCGCCACGGGGCAAAUAUUGCAACUGGCUAGAAGGAAAUGUAUGGCGGAAGUUUAUUCGGACGUUCAACAAAACGAUUUUGGGGAGAGGUUAUCGCUUUUCGCCGCUUUUUUUUUUAUCAGAAAUAGAUUUGGGUGAUGUUGACACAAGGGAAGCAUAAGUUUUUGUUUGAACAACCAUGAACUAUUCAAUAAAAUCUAUAGAUUGAAUUUUCUCCAUGCGCAAGGUUUACUUCGAAAUUCAGAAAUGUUAACCACAAAUCGCCAAGAAUUAACUCAACAAAGCCUUUAAGUUUUUUUUUGACAAUUAUAAAGUCUACUUCUAGCUUUUUUCUCGGCUUGGUAAUACAAAAGAGCGCUAAAACAGCUACCUCGAGGCAGCUGGAGAGUGAAAUGGUGUGUUUCAGCAUUAAAUAUUAUCGUGGUACAUUAAAGUGAUUAAACACUUACAUAACUUCUUUUUUGUGAUCAGUGAAAAUGAACCAGCGUAAUCGGCUAAAAAAUGAAACCUUUAUUCUGUGACGAUUAUUAGGUAUAAAUAGGUCGCUAAGGAGCGAUGCACAACUGAAUUGAUGUUCACAGUUUCGGCCGGAGUUCCCGUUAUCUUGCUGUUGCUGAUAAGAUCCUCCAAAGAGUUCGAGGACACAAGUUGCAGCUAAAAAACCUUUGGAUUUUUCUCCAACAAUCUACCACUUGACCUAGGGAUUUCUACUUGAUUUUCAUCGCUUAUUUCAUCCUUUCAGAGAGGAACGAAUUCUCUCCUUUAAUGAGGCAGUACAUACAUAAAUACAACCGAAAAGUCUUAAAUGCGUUAUUUCCCGGCGAUUUAUAACUAAUCAUGUAACAUGUCGAGACCAUUACGCGAUGACGAUUUCACAAUAGACCUUGCGUAAGGAGAGAAGUUUAUCGGUAUAUUUUAUGACAUAUUUCGUGGUGAUUCUAAUAAAAAAUUUCACUUCCCACGCAUCAACAUCAUUAUUAAUCAUUUGUGAUAAAACUUCGGGGAAGAAGCGUUUAUCUCUCUCCAAAAUUAUUUUUUUGGUCGUCGAAACAACCUUUCGCCAUCUAUUUCCUUCUGGCGAGUUGCAAUGUAUGUCCCAUGGCGAUAUCAGAAAUCUUUGCGCAAACACAAGGAUCCUAUUACUGGCAACUCAUUCAUUAAUGAUGUAUGAUCGCGCUGCCUCACCCUGCGAACAGAGAGGUUGUCAAUCUUUUCACUGGUUUGUUUUCUUCGGUGAAGCCAUAAAGCGUGACACAAACUUCUUCUCUCAAGAUCAUGAAGCGGUCUUAGGUCUUAGGUCUUAGGUCUCAGUCAAAGUGAGAUACUCUGAUUGGAAAUGGAAUCUCGUCAAUUUCUCAGCCUAGAGAAAAAGAUCAGUUAACGAUUGGUGGAGCAAAAACAGAGAGACAAAAAAGAGAAGAUAGAAAAAUACCCAACAGUUCCUGAGAGAUGGAGAAUUAUCAUUUGUAUUUGGUUGAAAGAAAUUGAAAAAGAUUCAAGCGUCAGUGCUUCUUCUUUCUUGUUCAAUGGUAAAAAACUUAUCAACUUUUCAGCAACUCUUUCAACAGAUGCGGAAUUCGUAUGGGGAUAUUACACAAAAAUAGUUCGAGAUCGUUUUCGUGAAGGACUGCUCUCAAUGUCACUGUCGCUGCGAGAAGAUACAACGAUGAUAUUUGAAAAAUCAUCUCCCAAACCAUCAACUCCCGAUUACGUGACAAGAAGAUCAUUCAAGAGAAUCGUUCAGGAGAAUCGUUCGAGAGGGUCAUUUGAGAUUAUAAUAUUCACACCCUCUUCAGAUCUCACUCGUGAGUUGUGAAGAGGGUGUGAGUAUUAUUCACCUGUGAAUAAUUCAAGGUUGACUUGAAAUCAAGGUUAAAUUCAUGAGUUGCCUUUAAAAUCAAGGUUGUUUUCAAAAAUGCGCCAGAAUCCCCGUUUUCUAUCUAAUAAAGCUCCCUUCCAUUGUACAGAAUGUAUACGAAAUGAGAUAAUUAAUUUUAACCAAACGAAACAAAAUCAAUUUAGUGAGAGGGAAAACGUCUCUUAUCAAGCUGGCCAAAGUUAAAGGUCAGUGCUGGUCAACGUUGUUAUUUUCCAGCCUGGUAACCUUGUUCCCCACAAAUUUUUGUUUUCAUUAUGUUUCUCAAUCUUUAUUUUAUUUUAUUACUAUUUUGCUUUCCUUUUUUCAGGAUCCGGGAUAGACAAAGAAAAAGGUACGUGGAACGCUUGUUGAGAGCACCUUACAACCUCUAUCAAAUAUCACUACAUAUGAGGGUAACUACAUGCGAAAUCGUGCUUUGAUUAUUCAAAAGGUGUUCACUUUCCCAAGCUUUUAUAGGGAUAGUUUCUUUUUCGAGUUUGCGGAAAAUUUAGAUCUCCUGCAUAUUUGAUCCUUGUCAAAGGUAAGGUCAAAUAUGUUGUUCAGAUUUGAUAUCAAUUUUUGAGGAGCAUCUUGAACGAUAUCAAAAAUUUUACGCUUUUGACUCUGUAUUCUAUGCUAGUCAUGGGCGAUUUUAAAUGUGGAAAGUGUGUGACAUUACUUUUGACGCGGGUCAAAGGUAAAGCCAGAUAUGGAAGAACUUUGCUGAUUCUUGUUAACGUCUAUAACAACUGCAUAGCAAAGCAGUAUUUUAAAUUGCCACGUAUUUAUUUUUGACUUUGGUCAAAAGUUACGUGAAAUUACAUUCUAUCUCAUAUCUGAAAUGCGGAUGAGAUAAAUGACUAACAGAUAACUGACCAAGGUUGUGCAAAAUAUCGUGAUAUUUGCUAGUGGUGAGAAGAUGAACUGUUUGUCAAAGCUGAAAGUGGGAGUACAUACUGGUUGAUCUGCGAAAUACCAAAAAAUGACGAUAUUAUGCAAAAACCGAUAAUAACUGACAAAAGAUGAGACGCAUGGAGAAUUCAGUCUCAGUGAAGAUGACCUGAUAUUGGAGGAAUAACUACCGGAGCCCCAUCUAUACGCCUGCCAGUUCAUAUGAAAGUAAGUAACAUCAUAACCCUUCUGCUCAAACAAAAACAUCAGUAAAUACAACCCCUGCUGCUACCAGAAAAAUUUGCUUUCAAGUUACACUUCUCAUUACUUACCGCCGAAUGGUUUUCGUCAAAAAGUAACGACUCAAAUGAAAAAAGCAUGAUAAUCUGCUUAGAGUAUUGAUGAAAACAUUUGUUUCUGCCUCGGAAUACGUGAAGAUAGAAUAAAUCGUUGGAAAUGACGCUUUUGGUCAGGUUAUUUUUAUAAUCGGGUGCUAAACGAAAGAGAGGGUAAGAGUCUACCCCGACCUAUGGUAUGUUGGAACAACAACAUAAACGUUCUUCGUCAAUUUACAGUACUUACCCCAGUUCAUACGUCAGCACGCGUUUAUGACGAUGAAAUUAAGUACAAAAUCUUACUUUUUCCAGUUUAUUAUGUAUUUAUACUUAAACAGGCAUCUCAAGUUAAUUAAAUAAAGUGGUAUUAAGAGAUGUCGAACCAAGCCAGCCUGGUUCAAGCAGACUCACCCAGGUUCUUGCAGAGUACAAGGAUCUCAGGGACGCCAACAGAGAUCAUAUUAAAGCGCAAAAUGCAGUCCCAGGUGCUGAGUAGGUGCCUCUACGUCCAUUCACAUGCUCCUGGGAAGCUUUUAGUGAUCACGUGACCAUAAGAAAGCGUUAUUAGUAGUGUUGCUUUCCGCCAAGUUAUCAAGGGAACUGUAGUGGGACUUCGAGGGAGGCCUGGGACGAUUACAGUAGCUAUAAAGAUCCAAAAAAGUAAGAUCUAUUUUCUGAUUUCCGGACGUUAGGGAUGAAAUAACAACCGUUUUGUUCUGUUUUGUUCAUUCCGAUUAAAUUAAAGGGUUCACUGUAGGUCUAACUGAAAACCAUCCCCUAACCUUAAACCUAAACCCCAACCCUACCCCUAAGCAAUAGAACGGAGUAUUAUUUGAAGUUUUUCUCAGCCACUUGAUUUUUCAUCGUUACGUUGCCAUUUUGCCCAUUGCUAACGUUGCUCAUGGCUUUUAACUUCCCAGUCAAUGCUGCAGAAUCGGACAAAUCGGAGGUUUGAUGAAUGAACUUGAGACAAUGAAGCAGCUGAAACCAUACCCUCACGUCAUCAGACUUCUGGGAUAUGUUGUGGAAUCGGUAUGCUCAAUUAGGUUGUAUGGGUCUCAUUGAACUUUGCGACAUAAAGCGUAUGAGGCUGAUUUUAUUACAGAUAUUCUUUUAUUUUGGCUCGUUUUUUUUGGGACUUAAGGUCUCUCGUAAGUGAUUGGAUUAUUUGCUUCACACUUUAGGUGCACUUCGCAGAGUCACAUCUGGUAUCUAUGGAAUAUGUUUCAUUUGAAUGAGUCAGCCGUGUUUUGUCUCAGCUUUCCGUUCGAUCAUCCACCGAGACCUCGCGGUACGUAAAAAGAAACAUGCAAAGUGACAGACUUUGGAAUGGCUAGAGACGUCCAGCAAGAGAAUAUCUAUGAAAGAUAGGUAAAGGUAAUCCGAUUAUUGCCAGUGGCUAAGAUUUAAAAAAAAAGUCUUCCUCUUCUGAUCUUUUGCGAUGAAAGAUGAAGUAUCAUUACUUUGAAAUCUACCGCCAUCAAAAAUAUGUCUGAUUUACUGCCUAAUGAAAACGUUUACAUCCAGUUUAGCUUCCUAAUAAAGGGCUGGACCAUCCCUCUGUAAAGAGGAAGCUUAGGAGGCGUUGUUGUACGGCACCUGUACCACAAACACUGGCGUGUAAGUGAAAUUUUUCAUUUCUUUUGGUGACAGUAGAUUAUUAAUUAUUUUACAGUUAAUAACAAUUGCAUGGCCAAGUUGUAAUUUUGAAGCUUUUCCAAAGAAGAUAUUGAUUUUUAUUUCAUAUAUUAUUACAUUUUAACAUAUUGGUAAUUGAUUCUAUGGGCCCACUACCAUAACCUAUUUUUGCUUUGUCAGGUGGAAUUAUAGAGUUGUCUUAGACGAGAUUUUCACCAUAGUUAACACCUGAUGAAAUUUGAUUAGACUGUGACAGUGGUUUACUUUAGACUGGAGUACGUUUCUUGUACUAUUCUUCAAACUUAUGUUUUAGAAUUGACCAAAGGAGUCCAUUCGGGUGGAGAUAAGAAUUUGCAUUCUGCUCCAGAUGAAGAAGAAGGUACUGAGUUGAGGUUUAUAUCCUGUUGCACUAAGAUGCACAUUAGUUCUUUUUCAGGUGGUUCAACGAAUCCACGUUUUGAUGACAGGGAAAUUGCAAACUUGCUUCAGCAGGGAUUCCGAAUGCCUAAAACACAGCACAUAGAUUUGGCACUUGUCCCUCUCUUUCCUUUUUUAUGCUCAUUGAAAGAAACAUUAUAUGUAUCUCGCUGUCAUAAUAGUGCUCAUUAUAUGUGUAGAUCGAUAUUAGCUACCGGAUAAUGAUGAGAUGCUGGCAAAAUGACCCGGAUGCGAGACAAACAUUCACUGAAUUGAAAAGAGCUUGAAGACAUAGGAACCCUGCUCGAGGUAAGACUUGUGAUGGACGUGGCAAGUUACCAAUUUCCUUUAAAUCAACGUUAUCCCAUUCAGAUGUCCUCUUUUCUGUUAUAUCAGCAAGGUUCCACGACCAGCAUUGUUAACAAAAAUCUCUCUCGGGAUUGUUUUUGAUGUAAUUUUUCACUGAUAAGGGUAUCAGUAUAUUUCAGCAAUAGCCCUUUAAUCUUAUUUGAUAAGGCGAUCGGAUGAACGUAAAACUUGGAUUCGAUUAAGGAAUUGUUAACCCUUUGAUAAUUACACUAAAUCCGUGUGUAAUUGGCCCUGCACGCUGAUAGCGCAUUCGGUGACUGCUCUUAGCGUAAAGGAGGCAAAAUAGUCUUAACACUUCUGUUAAAAUUUAUUUUUCCUCUGCAGAUGCUGAUUAGCAUGAAAAUGUGGGACAAGAAUUUGGACGCAAGAGUUGAAGAUCUAGUAGAAUAGUUGGGUAAACGUACUCAGGCUUUUGAGGGUCAACUGUUUGAACACCUCGCAAUCAACAUGUCAGCCUAAAAUGGUCACUGGGUCGGAGACGCCAGUGUUUAUUUAGCGGUUAAGCUAAUGCUUAUAACUGUUCGCAAGAAAGUCGAAACGAAAAAAUGAAAUGUUACUAAUGGUUAAAAAGAGCGUUUUCCAAAAAUCACUUGAAAGAUCUUGUUUUGAAGAAUUAGCGGAAGUUUUGUCUUCAAAAUUGUUCUUUGCCUGUUUCUUAUUUUUACAAGUAAUGUAACUCGACGUUGGUGCUGACACUCGAUCAAAUUGGUCUUAAGUUCUUUUCCAAAAGAAAUUAUGAAAGUGGCUUUUAAUGUAAGGUCUGAAAAUUUCUGAAACGAAUCUGUCUGCAUGAUGAUGCCUCGCAAGGAACGUCUGAAAUAAUAGCUAGCAAUCCCAUGUGUGUUUAUCUUGAUUAGGUUUGUAGAUCGUAAUUUAUCUCUGAGGACUGACCUGAGCCAGGCAGCCUCACCUGAAAAGAAAGUAAUACAGCUGAAUUUAUUAAAAUGGCUUCUUCUACAUUUAAGAGACAUUUAUGUUUCACAGUUACUACAGAACAACAAAUGUAGUCAAUAAAUUUCAUGAAGUCAAUGACAAACACGGUGUACCGUCUGGUCAGUAUUUUCGUUUUCUCAGUUGCACUUAAUAACAAUACGGGACAAAUGAUUCUUCGACGACCGAGGAAGAGUUGGGAAAGGGGGCAAGGAGCUCCUCGCUUUUCAGGAAAUAUCCACCGAGCAUUUUGGAGGAAAUUUUUCUCUGGCCAAUGCUGCCAAUGCUUAAGUUGUUGAAGGGAAAAGUGACUUAUUGUCAAGCUUUUUAAAAAUACCAAAAAGUCAAACACAAGAUAUGUGUUAUAUCACAUUGAACAGGUAUAACCCUUAAAGAUUUUUUCUUAUGUUGCUCAUCAUGAGGUUGUAAUGUUCUUCUAUUUCCCAAAGAGUGUAGCAUUUUAUCUAUAUAUCUGCAUCUCGUUAAAGAGGUUAUUGCUCAUUGUGGUGGUAAGUAAAAAUAAACUGUCUAAUCGUUUGCCUCACGAUGUAGUCACUUG
This is a messenger RNA of Pocillopora meandrina, 31449 nucleotides long. The record is from the annotation of a GenBank genome assembly. Lineage: Eukaryota; Metazoa; Cnidaria; Anthozoa; Scleractinia; Pocilloporidae.